AUGGGGGACUCGAACAGUAGUGAGACCAGUAGCUGCCCGCCUGUGAAUAUUGACCGUGAGCCAGCUUCAGAGGAAAAUAUCAUGUCUCGUGUUCCAGUAGGUGACCGGUCGUUGUCCGUGCCAGCGUCUGAACAGAUCACUUCGGACGGGAAGAGUGUAGUCGCAGACUACAGUGACGGUGAUAACUCGGUGGCAGUGUUUUCCAGCACAGACGAGCAGUUUUGA
This is a messenger RNA of Sphaeroforma arctica JP610, 225 nucleotides long. RefSeq lists its product as hypothetical. Lineage: Eukaryota; Ichthyosporea; Ichthyophonida. The transcript has a single exon. The coding region runs from base 1 to 225 and encodes 74 amino acids. The record is from RefSeq and is a predicted model, not a curated record.